Callorhinchus milii (elephant shark) is the source of this 1769-nucleotide messenger RNA. RefSeq names its product glucose-fructose oxidoreductase domain containing 1 (gene gfod1). The transcript is spliced from 2 exons. The record is from RefSeq and is a predicted model, not a curated record. NCBI's taxonomy places the organism in Eukaryota, Metazoa, Chordata, Chondrichthyes, Chimaeriformes, Callorhinchidae. Gene Ontology annotation, molecular function: nucleotide binding. Bases 55 to 1227 code for a protein of 390 amino acids.
AGGGAGAGGAGGAGGGGAGGGGAGGAGGGGAGGGCAGAGGGUUUCUCAGUGACCAUGCUACCUGGAGUCGGUGUGUUCGGCACCAGCUUGACCACCAGGGUGAUAGUGCCGUUGCUGAAGGGUGAAGGCUUCACGGUGAAGGCUCUGUGGGGGAGGACCCCGGAGGAAGCCGAGGAACUGGCCAAGGAGAUGGAUGUGCCCUUCUACACCAACAGGAUCGACGAUGUCUUACUGCACCAGGACGUGGAUGUGGUUUGCAUCAAUCUGCCGCCUCCCCUGACCCGCCAGAUCGCUGUCAAGACCCUGGGAAUUGGGAAGAAUGUCAUCUGUGACAGAGCGGCGACUCCUUUGGAUGCCUUCAGGAUGAUGUCAGCUGCACAUUACUAUCCCAAGCUCAUGAGUAUAAUGGGCAAUGUUCUACGCUUCCUCCCUGCUUUUGUUAAAAUGAAGCAAUUGAUUCAGGAGGGCUACAUAGGGGACUUGUUGAUCUGUGAGGUUCAGGUUCACAGUGGAAGUCUACUGGGUAAGAAGUACAACUGGAGCUGUGAUGAUCUGAUGGGUGGAGGAGGGCUGCAUUCAGUAGGAAGCUACAUCAUUGACCUUUUGACUUUUCUGACCAAUCAGAAGGCUAUCAAAGUCCAUGGGUUCCUGAAAACCUUUGUGAAGCAGACAGAGCAUAUCAGAGGGAUCCGUCAGAUCACCAGUGAUGACUUCUGCACCUUCCAGAUGGUUUUAGAGGCUGGUGUGUGCUGCACGGUAACUUUGAAUUUCAAUGUGCCUGGGGAGUUUAAGCAGGAAAUCAUUGUGGUGGGGUCCACUGGACGGUUGAUGGUAACUGGUAGUGACUUGUAUGGGCAAAGGAACAACGCAACUCAAAAGGAAUUGAUCUUAGAAGACUCAACUCCUAUUAGCAGUUCUUUGCUCCCAGAGAAAGCUUUUAGGGAUAUCCCAUCUCCAUUUCUCAGAGGGACCAUCAUGAUGGUCCAAGCCAUUCGACAGGCAUUCCAAGACCAGGACGAUCGACGAACCUGGGACGGGAGGCCUCUUACUAUGGCAGCGACAUUUGAAGAUUGCCUGUAUGCUCUGUGUGUGGUGGACACAAUUAAGAAAUCAAAUGAGACUGGUGAAUGGCAGAACAUUGUGAUUAUGACAGAAGAGCCAGAGAUUAGUCCAGCAUAUUUAAUCAGUGAAGCCAUGCGUCGCAGUAGAAUGUCCUUGUUAUACUAGAUACUUUUAGCAACUUCACACAGAAAGAUUUGCAGACCUAGCCUAUAAGUAAAGAAGUUUAACACUGUAUCAUUGUAAAAGUGAAUGCAUGAUGUCAUUCUUUUGGGAUAUCUUGUUUUUAAAUAAACAUUGCUAUUGCUACAGAAUCUAUUCACAGGCAUACUUAGUUAAGUUAAAAGUUUAUUACAUUUAAUAAAAACAAUCCAACUAAAGUAAAUAAGUAUUAAUGACUAAUGCGGAUCAGCCCAGUUGGUGCUUUGUGGGAGCCUUUCAAACAAGACGUUUGAUAUUACCUUGUGAAAUGUCACUGAUUAAAGUGACUUGUUCUUGAGCCUAACAUGGUGACACUUUAACACUCAGAAAUGAUCUCAGAUCAUUGCUCAUUGUGAUGGGGUGCUCACAAUUCACAAUCUCAGCAAGUCUUUGAGAGGUGCUAUUGUGGAAGUUAUAGGCCCGAUAUAACUCACGGUCUUAGCUUUAAAACCACUGUCUUGAAUUUAAGAUUGUGCCACAAAAGUCUUAAAAUUUGAAUUUUUUUUAAG